UAAUUAAAUAUGUCAAUAAUUUUACAUUAACUGAAUAAACUAUCAUAUUUGAUCAUCACUACAUUUACAUUCAUGUAAGAUAUGUAGUCUAUCUUUAAGGGCGCAUUCAAAAUAUUUACUUACUAGUUUCACCGCUAGAUGAUGUUCAAAGAAUUUCGAGCACUUGAAAUUAUAUCUACGGGAAUCUGUGUUUGCAGUAAUAUAAAUCUUCGUUUUUUAUAGAGAUAAAAUUUAAAUAAAAUUAGUGAAAUUGCUAUAAGUGAAAUAACGAUUCCAAUAAUUUUUAAGUGCGCAUUAUCUUAAUAAAUAUUUAACGUAUUCUAAUUAUACUUAUACUUAUUUAACAUAAUAUCAUUGAUACAAUUCUUGAUAGAUAUGACAAUAAAGAAGAAAACUUAUCAACGUCAAUCACGGCGUCUACUUCGAUCAAAAAUUGUUCCAAUAUUUUCAAUAAAUUACAUUUUGAAUUUUAAAUUAAUCAUAGACAUGAAAAUAAGAAAUAUAUAUUGAAUACACUAGUGUAUAAUAAGAUAUAAAAAAAAGUGCAAUCAAGUGCAUAAAGUAAACAAAGUGCAAACAGUUGAUUAUAAACAUCAGUUUUCAAUUGAGUGUUCUGUAAAGAAUAAUAAUGUUUCUUGAAAAUAAUAAUGCUCUCUUUUUAUAUAUCAAAGGUUACUCUCAUUUAAUGAAGUUUAUAAAAUAAUUUUUAAUCUAUUUACUUAUCUCAUUAUUGAGGCUUAAUUUGUGUAAGAAAUAAUUAUAAAUGAAAGUAUAUAAAAAUGACUUCUUUCAAAAUGAUAUAAUUAUAAAAUAAAAUUGUAAAUAUAAAAAACAUAAUGGACAUCAAUAGGUUAGUAAUAAUCAGUGUGGUAACGGAUGAGAAAGAACUAAAUAUAUCGUAUACAGUAGGAUGGUCAAUUGAAGAUCUUUGUAUAAAGAUAUGCAAAAUAUUUGGGAUAGGUCCUGUGGCAAGGCAUCUUUUUGCUUUACGGAAUCAUGCUACCAAACUUUGGUAUCCUGCAAAUUACAAAUUAGAAAAUAAGGAAAAAAGUAAAUUUGAUUUUCGUUUAAGAUUCAAACCAGCCAGUUUACAAACAUUAAAACGCAUAGACGAAAGAGCUUAUGAUUAUUAUUUUCAACAAGCUCGUUCUGAUGUAAUGGAAAAUAAAGUACCAGAUAUCGUUUAUGAAAGGCAUAAACGUGAAUUGAUUGGAUUAGGUGUUAGUGAUAUGUAUAGAGUGAUGCUUGAAAAACGUAUACCAAGAGAAAUUGUAGAAUCAGAGUACAAGAAAUAUAUUCCAAAGGAAUGUAUUAAACGUCAUGCUUUUUUUAUAAAAAAACCUAUACAUAAUGCACUUGGACGUAUUUCUGGACAUGAUGCUUCUUAUGUAAAAGAACAGUACCUGAAACAAUUUGAAUGCAUGGCACCGAAUUAUCCAUAUGAGGAAUAUAAAGCUUUAAUGGAUAAAGGUAUUCCAAAUCCUCCAUCUAAAGUAAUACUUAGGGUAAAUGUUGAUGAAGUAAAAUAUUGUGAAACGGAAUCUGGUGCUUGGAAUCAACUUUGUGCAAUAGAAGAUCUUUGUUUUAUUUCCAUAAGACAAGACAAUACUGUAGAAGUAUCAAGAAAAAAUGGAAUACCCUCGUAUUUAAAAUUUCCAACUAGUAAUCUUCUUAUGUCAUUUGUUUCUGCUUUGGAUGGCUACUAUCGUUUGGCUAUUAAAUGGACUUUUAAUUUGUGUAGAGAUGUCACUACACCAAGUUUAGAAAAGCUACAUAAGCUGAAAUGUCAUGGACCAGUUGGAAGGGAAUUUGCAUAUGGAAAACUUGAAGAAAAACGUGCCAAUCGUCCCGGAUCUUACAUACUCCGUGAAAGACAUUUUAUUUCUUCAUUUCAAGAUCCCGAAAGUCAACCAUAU
Molecule: messenger RNA, 1916 nt
Organism: Vespa mandarinia (Asian giant hornet)
Lineage: Eukaryota; Metazoa; Arthropoda; Insecta; Hymenoptera; Vespidae
Gene: hop
Product: tyrosine-protein kinase hopscotch
Biological process (GO): cell surface receptor signaling pathway via JAK-STAT; intracellular signal transduction; cytokine-mediated signaling pathway
Cellular component (GO): membrane; cytosol; cytoskeleton
Molecular function (GO): ATP binding; cytokine receptor binding; non-membrane spanning protein tyrosine kinase activity
Source: RefSeq, a predicted model, not a curated record